AUGGACAGCGACUCGGCGGACGAGAGCCACGUCGUCGGCGACUAUGUCCUUGGCAAAACCAUCGGCCGCGGCACGUUUGGCAAGGUCAAGGCCGGCACGCACCUCCCGACGGGCGAAAAAGUGGCCAUCAAAAUCCUCGAGAAAUGCCGGAUCCUCGAAGUGGCGGACGCCGAGCGCGUCGCGCGCGAGAUCAAGAUCCUCAAGCGCAACUACCACACCAACGUCAUCCAGCUCUACCAAGUGAUUGACACGGCCCAGAGCAUCUACUUGAUCAUGGAGUACAUUGACGGCGGAGAGAUGUUUGAGCACAUCGUCAAGAACCACCGCAUCCGGGAGAAGGACGCGGUGCGCAUGUUUCUCCAGAUCGUCGACGGCCUCGACUACCUCCACCGCAACGACGUCACGCAUCGGGACCUCAAGCCCGAAAACCUCUUGCUGCACGCGCACCCGUCGGGCUUGAUUGUCAAGAUUGUCGACUUUGGUCUGAGCAACACGCACGAACAGAACCGACUGCUGCGCACCGCGUGUGGGUCCCCGUGCUACGCCGCGCCCGAGAUGAUCGAGGGCAAAAUGUAUGUGGGUCCGAAAGCAGACAUCUGGAGUCUCGGCGUCAUCCUCUUUGCGAUGGUGUGUGGUUUUUUGCCGUUUGAAGACAACAACACGAGCAUUCUAUACAAGAAGAUCCUCUCGGGACAGUACAAGACGCCCAACUACAUCUCCUCCCUCGUCCAAGAUUUGAUUCGCAAAAUUCUGGAAACGGACCCGAUCAAACGCUUUAGCCUCGACGACAUUCGUGACCAUGCGUGGUGCAAAUCGGUCGAAGCACAGAUGCCCAAGGUCUGCUCCAUGUCUCGCAUCUCCCUGACCAACCCGCUCGUGCCAGUCGUCGCGGCCAAUAUCAACAAGAUGGCGCUCAUCAAGCUCGAAGAGCUCGGUAUGGACAAGGAGGCCGUGACACAGUCGGUCGCGACACAAGCAUACAACAGUCUCAGCGCGAGCUACUACCUCAUUGCUCUGAAGCUCACGCGGCCCGUCGAGCGCACGGCCAAGCGGCGGCGGUACUCGGCCUACAACCGGAGCUCGGACCGUGCAGCUCUCGAAGACGCGCAAAUGGCCGUCACGAAACCCAAGCCUGUCAAGCCUGUCUUGCCGACGAUCGAGGAUACCGCUGGGAAAGAGAGCGUGGUGGUGCCGGCGGCGACCGUCGACGCCAAGCCACCGACGACGACGACGAGUGAGCCGCCGAGCAGCAGUGCGCCGUUCAAGCCACCAGUGUCGCUCCGAUCAGGACGCAACCUUGUCGAGGCGGCGACGCCCGUCAGCAAUGGAUCCGGCGUCGUGCCCGUCCCGCCGACAGAAACAAAGGAGGCGGCGCCAAAGCCGCGGACGCGCGCCACCAUUUCGCUCGGCGCGGUCUUGGCCCCGAUUCUUCCGGGCGC
This is a messenger RNA of Saprolegnia parasitica CBS 223.65, 1439 nucleotides long. Its product is annotated as CAMK/CAMKL/AMPK protein kinase. The annotation marks the transcript as partial. Gene Ontology annotation, biological process: protein phosphorylation; intracellular signal transduction. Gene Ontology annotation, cellular component: cytoplasm. The record is from RefSeq and is a predicted model, not a curated record. NCBI's taxonomy places the organism in Eukaryota, Oomycota, Saprolegniomycetes, Saprolegniales, Saprolegniaceae. The transcript is spliced from 8 exons. Gene Ontology annotation, molecular function: protein serine/threonine kinase activity; ATP binding.